Mycena indigotica is the source of this 1365-nucleotide messenger RNA. Its product is annotated as AGC/NDR protein kinase. The transcript has 10 exons. The record is from RefSeq and is a predicted model, not a curated record. Bases 1 to 1365 code for a protein of 454 amino acids. Gene Ontology annotation, molecular function: ATP binding; protein serine/threonine kinase activity. Gene Ontology annotation, biological process: peptidyl-serine phosphorylation; intracellular signal transduction. Lineage: Eukaryota; Fungi; Basidiomycota; Agaricomycetes; Agaricales; Mycenaceae.
AUGUCUGGUUAUGGGCCAUCCAGUCCAAUGCUUCCCCCACAACAACCACGGUCCCAAGAGUCGCAAGAUCCUGACUACGUCUACUUUGAACGCACAACUUCUGGCUUUACUUCGGACGCUAUAGCUCGUUCAACCGCCGCGAAACUCAAACUUGCGUCCUACUACAAGGUUGCCGUGGAAGCUGCCAUCGCUCGCAAUGCCAGGCGUAUUGAGCUCGAGACACGCCUCAUACAAAUUCACACUCAAGAUGCAAAGGACCGCGAGAUUCGAAAAUACGCCAAGUUGGAGGCGUCACAUCUACGGUUGCGACGAACCAAAAUCACGCUUGCAGAUUUCCGCACUGUCAAGGUCAUUGGAAAGGGCGCGUUUGGGGAGGUCCGCUUGGUUCAAAAGCUGGAUACCGGCAAGGUCUAUGCGAUGAAGAGUUUGAACAAGUCAGAAAUGCUCAAACGGGAUCAGCUUGCCCAUGUUCGUGCUGAACGCGACGUUCUUGCCGAGAGCACAUCUCCUUGGGUAGUCCAACUCUUUUACUCCUUUCAAGACCCAUUUUAUCUCUUCCUUGUGAUGGAAUUUCUCCCUGGAGGUGACCUUAUGACGAUGUUGAUGAAGUAUGAUGUUUUCUCGGAAGACGUUACGCGGUUCUAUAUGGCGGAGUGCAUCCUCGCUAUUGAAGCAGUGCAUAACCUUGGCUAUAUUCAUCGCGACAUCAAACCUGAUAACGUGCUUAUCGACAAGAGUGGUCAUCUGAAGUUGUCCGAUUUUGGUCUCUCUACGGGGUUGCACAAGGCAUCGGAUGGCGACUAUUACAAACGCUAUCUCGAACAGGAGAAGGCCGCAAAUCCCGCACGCAACAGUGUGCAAGUCAAUCCCAUCAACCUUACCAUGAGUCGAGAACAAAUCGCUACCUGGAAAGCAAAUAGACGGAAAUUGGCUUAUUCCACCGUGGGCACUCCCGACUAUAUAGCACCGGAGGUCUUCUUGAUGAAUGGUUAUGGCAAAGAGUGCGACUGGUGGUCGUUGGGCGCCAUCUUUUUCGAGUGUCUAGUCGGUUAUGCACCAUUCUGUUCCGAGAAUCCAGGCGACACGUACAAGAAGAUUAUUGACUGGCCUUCGUAUCUUGUUAUUCCCCCCCGAAGUGUACAUAUCACCGGACGGAGAGAAUCUUAUCAGAAGCAUGAUGAACUGGGCAGAGCAACGGCUAACGAUUGGAGUUCUCUCCGUCAGAUUGAGCCGCCAUUCGUCCCUCAUCUGCAAUCCAGCACAGACACGUCUUAUUUCCCGACUGACGACUUCGGCAAUGUUGCAGAGCAAAUGCAGCCAACAGAGGGCAUUGGGGCGGAGAAAAACAUCGCAUUCCUCAAGUAA